This is a messenger RNA of Scheffersomyces coipomensis, 2361 nucleotides long. RefSeq lists its product as uncharacterized. The transcript has a single exon. The coding region runs from base 1 to 2361 and encodes 786 amino acids. The record is from RefSeq and is a predicted model, not a curated record. NCBI's taxonomy places the organism in Eukaryota, Fungi, Ascomycota, Pichiomycetes, Serinales, Debaryomycetaceae.
AUGAGUGAAUCUACUAAUCCACUUCAAGAUCUUCUUGACUUCAAGUAUACUACUGCCAUCUAUCAAAUCAUGCUUUCUAAUGAGGAUUAUGAAAUUGAUAUUUCAGAUAAUUUACAAGCUUUCGAGAAAUAUCAAACAUCUCAACAACAGUUAUUAGAUUACUUAGAUGAAGAUACAGAAGAAGUUAAAAAGAGUGUUUCAGAUAUGACUGCAAAAUUAGAUCCCAAUAAUAUUAUCAAAGAUCCUAAGAAAAUCAUAUCCAUUUGGAAUAGAUUACAUAGAAUUGAUCUAUACAGUCCAUUAGAGUUUAAAGCUGAUGAACUCAACUUGGUAAUUCCUGGUUUUGAAAAUGAAAUAUAUAAAUUACAUUCCGGUUCUAAUUUCUUGUAUGCAGCAUUCCAAAUUAUGUUUCGUCUUUCAUUAUCUCCAAGGUCUCUUUUAGGAAGAGAGUUAUCGCCAACUAUAGAACCUAUUGAUCAACAACAAGAAGUUAAUCUUCCACUUUCAGAAGGUCAAUCUGAUGAUCAAUCAAAUAGACAUCAAACUACGGAAAGUAGUAAUGCAAGACAAGGUUCUGCAGGAAGAUCGGGUGGUCAAAUUAAGCCAUCAGAGCAAAGUUUAAUUAAACUUCAUACAAGAAACAAUAUGCUCAGUGGCUAUAUCGGGCUUUAUUUUCCAGUUUCGGAUAAUAGUAAGUUAGAAUUUACACUUCAAACGAUACUGUUUAGACAAAUCAAAAAGGCGGCUCAAAUUGGAAUGUCUGAUCCACUAAGUGUGGAAAUAAAAGAUAAAAAUGAGAAAUCCAAUGUCAAGUUCUUCCUCAUGAAUGUAUUAGAUCCUACUAUACGUUUCUUACGUAAAAUACUAUCUACAGACGUUGACCAAGAAGAGAAAAUCGAUUUAACCAUCAAAGAUUUGUCCUUCCAGAUUAUUCCCGACAUCAUAAUAAGUUUAGCAAAGGAAGGUAGGAGAAUUAGAAUCCCUAUAGAGUUAAAGGAUAAUAUACAAGUUACGUAUGAAAGGUUUAAUGAAAUUAAUAUCCUUAAUAAGAGAAAUAUACCUUUCAUUUAUGACAUUAGUCAAUUAUUUCGAGAAUGUGUUGCUCUAAACCAUAGGGCUGGUUUUUUAUCAGACGCUAUAAAUACUUAUUACAUCCAAUUCACUCUUCCGCAUCAUCUCGAUGUUUUAGGAAAUAUUGGACCUUAUCAAGUUUAUCGAAUUCCUUAUAAUCUAACGGUGGUUAGACUGAAUAAAGAGUUUAUUCAAUGUUUGCUUACAAGUUAUUACUUACCUAAUUCAUCAAUUCAAGAUUACAUGUUGGGCAAAGGUCUUUUUGAUAAGCUUCAAUACAUAUUGGUAGGUGAAUCGUUUGUGACUCAGUUUCAUAACGACUUGAAAGGUAUAAUUACCGAUCUCAAUAAAACAAAAGGCAUUAGAACUAGAAGUCACACUCGAGGUUAUGGCUAUGUGAAUACCGACUUACAAUCUAGUCAAGUGGUUGCUGAUCCUUCAACAAGUUUCAAACAAAGCAAUGCAGAAUUAUUACUAAAAACAAAAGAGAUUUAUGAUGUAAGGUUUCAUUUUGAAACCUUAGGUGGAUUAUUUGGUAAAAUAAAAAUACUAGAAGUAUUUGGAGGAAUGAAACAAGAUUCUAAUAAUGCUGUUGUGCUCAAGGUUCUUUAUAAGAAAUCACAUUGUAUCGUUAAGAUUUAUGAUCCUAACUAUUCUAAGUCACUAAUUAGACAGGGAUAUCGUUAUCAUGAUACAAUGAAUGAAUGUACUCGUUCUUUCGUAAAAGAGUGUGGUGCUUACCAUUUACUCCAGCAAGAAAGUUUCAUUCCAAAGGUGUUCGAAGUAGGAACUUUGACUAGUGGGAAGGGUAGCUUUAUGCAAAAAUUUCCUUUCGAUGAAAUACUUGAUAAAAAGAAGCUAAAUUUACAAGGCUAUUAUAUUAUCCUUCAGUUUAUAGAAGCAAAGACUCUUGGAGAGCUUGACUCUAGAAGAAGGCUUUUUUGCAGCGAUGUCAUUAAGGAAAAAUUGGCCAUAAUCCAUUCCCAUGAAGUUUCCCAUGGGGAUAUUUAUAAAAACAAUAUUCUCGUUGAAGAUCGUUUUAAAAAUGGUACACUUUACGUUGAUAAAAAGUUAAUAAAAGUAUACUACAUUGAUUUCGGAUCAUCACGAAUCUCCAAAAAGAGAGAAGAGGGUAAGAAAGUAGCAAUUGCUACAAGUUUGGAAGGAAUUAAAAAAGCUCAGGAAAGAGAUGUUGUGCUACUUAAUAAACUACUUGGGAUAGAAUAUGAUUCACGUAAAAGACAUGCAGAAGAAAUGAAUUCAAGUAACCUAAAUCCAAUAGAGGAAUAG